AUCUGUUUGAGUGCUGUGAGAGAAAUAGAUUUUAUGUCGGUGUCCUCAAGAAAUGAUCCAAGGAAAAAAAACGAUCCAAAUCCUGAAAUCUAAACAAUCCAAAAAUCAAACAAGAUCCCACUAACAAGAUCCCAAGAAAAAUGAAAGAUCCAAAACCAUGACCCUGAGAGUAGAUAUGAGACGUUUCAUCUUGUCGGUCAGGUCUAAGAACAUACAACAUCUUGUGGAUUUUUGACGAGUUGAUUUAUUGGUCGAAAGCAGACCUAUCUGUUGGAAGAGACCCGUGUGUCAGUGUAGGUGUGUAGCAUCGGUAUCUUAGUUCCUGCUCAGUAGCAGUUCUUGGUUGCCAACCAGCGUCCACCUUCCACCUUUCAUUGAGUUUGAAAUCGUUCAGUGGUUGUGGAUUAACAAGCCUUCGUUUGUUUUCCCCUGCCUCUUUUUGCAACAACCCUUCAUUGAGCGUGUUUACUGAAGUGUUUACUGAGGUGUCGUAAUGAAACCAAGAUAUUGAGUAAUUUAAUACUGAUUGAAUAUUGUUCAUAUUGCGUAGAAUUAUAUCAAGACAAAUAAAUUGACGAGAAGUAGUACUAGAUUCAACACAUUCAGAUAAUCAGUAGAUAGUAGGAACAAGUGUUCCACUUUUAAUUUUGUUCAACAACUAAAAAAUCUUCUCAAAUACAAAUUCGAUCACCCAUUCACGAAGGGGAAGAUGUCGUCUCUCGGCGGCCAGCCCGUCCCGGCUCUGCCGUUCACAAUCUACAAGGGGUUAACGGACAACGAGUUCAAGUUCACCGAUUCCGAGCGCCGUUUGAUCUGGCGCAAACUGAAUGCUCCCAAGCAGCAGUUGACCACCGUUGCCGCCAUUCGUCGUGGGUUGGAUCAAGUAUAUUUAAGGCUAUACCUAAUACAUCCUUGGACGCAUCCUUGAAACUACGUAUGGAGGAGUAUCCACCUAAGGGAAUAAUACUCUCCCAUAGUUGUACUUUUCAAGGAUGCACUUCUUGAAAGAUGAAUUACGGACAGCUCCUCUAAUAUAUGGGAGAAGUGCGACUCCUUCGUCCGCCUCCACAUCUACCGAAAAGUGGACCAACGUGGAUGCAGAACUCGGCAAUGACACCGUGAAUUCUACUUCCACCGUUGAGGUGCUGUUCGAAGAUGACGAUGCUUUUGUGGAAUCGGGUACGAAUCCGGAAUGCGUGCAGUUCUCUUGGCUUUUGAGGGAAAUGCUCGCUAGGAAGCAGAUGGCAGAUGAUCAGAAGGAGAAGUCUACGAUGUUGACCAGCCCCUACGCAAUCCGCUUUGUCGAUUUAGAACGCCCUAACGAAAAGGGAGGCUUUGGACCACGCGAAAUCGCGUUGUCGCGCGAUUGCGCAGUGUCGUUAGCGGAGAUCCUGGAGACUAAACGGUUCAAACGGUUGGUCGCUUUGCCACGGAAGAUUCCGGAAAUCGUCUUUCACGAAAAUGAUACGCCGUACUUUUUAUUUUACUUCGAUGUUCAUCUUGAAGAUCAAGGACCUUCAUCUACUUGGUCGUUUCUUUAAUAGGUGUAGUAGACCUACUUAGAUCUCCUGACAAUGACGUCAUCGUAUAUGAUCAAUGAGAAUGAAUGAUUUUCUACUUCAUCAGGCACAUCAAUCAGUCAAUCAAUCAAUCUAGUUCUUGAUGCAGUUGUAUCCACUAUUUGAUAGAUUUGAUACAUACUCUUACUUCUCCCAGGAGAACAAGUGAAUACAUAUACAAGCAGAAAAAUCGUAACUCUCGUCUUCACAGGGGUGUUUUCGUCGACACUGACGCUGUUCUUGGAGAGAAAAGUUGGCAUCGUGCUACUUCCGAAAUCGUCGCUCAGUUCCGAAGAGAGUGCGGCUUCCCUUCUCGCUUCAUGCCGACUUUGGUUGGCGUCAACUCGGCUUCUCUCGCGUCGCCGCGUUGCAGUGGCGAUGAGAUGAUGUCGCCGGUCAACUCGCCUUCCCACUCGUCCAGCGGUGGUGGCCAUAACAUGACCUCCCGUCAGGUCUACAAAUGUGAAGAUUUGAUUUCUGGGAAGCCGAUUAGUGCAGCGAACCCGUCUUUGGUCAGUGGAUUGGUGCAUUUCCGGGAAUUGUGGAUUCUAUACACGUUGUCGCAUCCAGCUGCAGCAGCUUUGAUUGCAGACAUCGUGCUUGCCAACAUGCGCAAAAUGACCACACCGACCGCGGAACGCAACCGCCGCAUGCUCAAUGUGCCCAUGCUGCCUCGUUCUUUGGAGUCCAAGCACAUUGCGCGUCGCUUGGCUCUGGAACAUGACAAGGGCGUUCUGGUCCUCCUGCACAACGCGAACGUGUUCUACGUCGACCACGACCGAGCUAACAAAUUGCCAAGUUUGAGCCCAUUACUUGGUCCGGCUGGCAAAAGUGGCACUGGUGUUGCAGUUCCGUCGAAUCCGCUCAUGAGCUCUCACAGCGAAAAGCCCAUCCACGACCAUCAAGAAUUUGAGAAAGACGGCACGCAUUACAUGAGCGACUACUUGCAUAAGGAGAAGCGCUUUUUUUUAUUUGCUGACGGCGAGACGAUCACGCACACUGCUGACCGCACGAUUACGGCGCAAGCUCGAGGUGGAGCUGAGAUCGACAUCACGGUGGAGCACGACGUUUCGGUGGAUGUGCUGCCGGAUGGAGAGAGGAUCACCAAAGAUCAUGUGAAGGCUAGGGUACUACUUACUUUGAAGAUUUACGAGGACAAGGAAAUUAUGCCUUUUGGUUACAACUUACUUCACUGUAGAUGCGGGCUAGUAUACGAAUUCACGUUCUUCCUCCUUCUCCUUGUUCUAUCGUAUUCUAAUCCAUAUUUCCCACUUAUUAUACAUAGAUACUUUGCACCUCCUCAUUUUCUUUUUCACAUGAUUAUGAGAAGAAAAAUGACAACUCACCCGAUGAUGCAACAGAUGCACCGCGAGAUGUUGGUCAAAAGCGAGAACGGUUUCAUGUUGUACACGGAAACGGACACUGAGUCGCAUGACGAGAUUCGCGAUGAGCUGCCUUUGGUCCGCAUCCAGUUUUCCGAUCGUACCCUUCUACGCAUCGCCAACUACAACGACUGGCACCGUGGCCAUCCGCCUAAGAACAUGCUUCGACGCUCGUUGGACCUGGAACGUUACGCUCGUGACGGCGGCAAGCGCUUUUUGAAGGAGUACUUCGGAGCUGAGAAGUUGCUGAGCCAUCAGGCGUUGCCGAUUUCUCCCGAGAUGAGCGCACACAAGAUGCAGGUGUAUUCGCCUACAACUAAGGAUGGUAAGAAGGCAGGAGGUGCGAACCAGAUUCAUGCUGCCGAGAACUCCAAAUACUACCGUGCCUACGAAUGUCUUGCAACUUACACCGUUCCGGAGCCAGCCGCAGGCGACGUUCCGCAUCGUGGAUUCCACGUGGCUCAGAAGUUUGUGCUUCUCGACAACCCAUGGAAGUUUGCAGUUGCUCUCGGUCACGUCGAUUUGCUGCGUCGUUUGGUUGCGCAGUUUCCGGAUUACUCGCCUGAAGCGUGUUUGGAUGGCAGUCGUGUUUACGACUUGCUCUUUUCGGAACAAGCCAGCCGCUUCGGAUUUCACGCUGUCCACACUUCGCGCAAAGUGAAGGGUCAAAUGCUCGAAAUUUUGCUUGCCCAUCCUUUGGCGAACCCGCACUGGCUGUUGCACAUGCUGUUGGUCUGCUUCCACGAACAAGCCGGAAGCUGGGCAGCGAUGCGCGAACUGCCGACCGACUACGUGAAUGUCCUCCUCAACUGCGCUCUCACUUCUGCGCGUCAGCGUGGCGUCAAGAGUGAGCUGUUUUUGACGUACAUUCGGCAGGAAUUGAGCUGUGUGCAGAAGAUGGCUGAAGUCAUGCGCCGUCUGGAACAGGAGAAAUACGGCUUCUUCGGUUCGACGAGCAGCAAAAACAACAAUGUUCUCUUUACACAAGAACAAGGGAAGAACAGUUCUUCUAAGAUCACAGUUACUGCUCCACCCGCGAGUCCGAACAGCAAGAAACUCGAUCUCUCGAUCGUUUCUCCGGAAGUUCAAGCCCUGGAAGAACGUCAAAGCUACCUGGUUCAUCUGCAAGACCAUUUACAAUGGGGUCUGCACCGAUUGCUCGACUACAAGGACUACCAAGGCCACAAGUUCAACGUAAACGGAGCAGUUGCGUUGCCGGAUGCAAACUUGAGAGAGAUUUCUCUGUUGUCGGUGUGCGCAGUCCAACAUUUGGACCCAGUCAGAGAACAAAUGACAACCAUCAAAGCGCGAUACGGACCGAAUACAAUGCGAGUGCCGCGAAUUUGGCCGACGGGAGCGAAGGGGGCGGUAUUUCUGAUCAAAAUAUAAACUGACUUCAAUCUUUCUGGUCUCUGCUUCAUGUUCUUGAUUCUCUGUUGAGCUUGAGAUGAAGAAUGUUCUUGCUCCAACAUGGUGCUCUUCUCCUUCUAAAUACUUUCUUAGAAACAACCACUUUUCAGCUCGAUCCCUAGGCUUAUCCCUUCAAACAAUACUUAGAAGUCAGACUUCUAAGUAUUGUUUGAAGGGAUAAUUUUUUGAUCGUGCCAGCAUCAGGAGCACUAUAGUCUUCACAUAAAUAUUAUUUAUCACAAACUUCUACAUCACUACAGCUCGGCAACGAAAACGACACUCGGACUCUGGACCAUCGCAUCUUCUGGAAGCCUUUGUUCAUGCUGAUGAACCGUGACGACAUCGAUGUGAACGCCUACUCUGCAAAUGGCAAAACUGCGCUUCACCUUGCUAUCGAACUCGGUAACGUCGAAGGUGUGGAACUGUUGCUGCAACACCCUGGUGUCAACAUCGGACUCAAGAUUCAGGCGCCGGAAACGAUUCUGGCUUCCGAACAGGGGAAGAAGAACAAGAAAGGCAGUGCGUCGAGUUCGAGCUCUGGAGUUGCGUCAAUUGGUGCGGGAAAACCAGCUCUCCAACUCGCCUUAGACCAGGCUGAAAGGAAGGGUCUCACUCCGCACGAAAAGCAGCGUCGUGAAUUGAUCGUAGACAUUCUUCUCUUGGAUUCUCGUUUUUCCGCGUCGAAUGUGUCGUCCAAGACGGUGCUGGCACGUAUGUCUCGUGCUCGCGCAGAUCAAAAAGAGGCGCUGAAAGCUGCAGCCGCAGCAAUGAAGGUGAAUGCAGCAGCCAACGGCGCAGGAGGACACCAGGCUUCCUAUGGCGCCAACAAGAACAACCUGAACUUGAACUUCAAUCUGAACAACAAGCGCAGUUCGAACUCGCCAAGGACGUUGCAGAAGGAAACCUACGCCGGACGCCAGAACGCAAACAUGAAUUCCUCUUUGGUUGUUGGUUCUUCUAUGGGUGCUUUCGGAAUCACCAACAUUUCCUAUGACGUCAACCAGUCCAAGAGCUUCAUCAUGUCAGGUGCUGGUAAGAACAAGAAGCCAAUUAUGGAGUACGCUAUUGCUGACUCGGAUGACUACGAAGAAGACGCUUUCAACUCCAAUUCUUACUACUAUGGUUCUGGACGAGGCUAUGGCUAUGGAGGUUCUACUCGCGCAAAGCGUUUACCCGAUGAAGCCUUGGAGAAAGGCAGAUUGCCAGAUGAAGCAUUAGAGAAGGGCUUGUUACCUGAUGCGGCGCUUGAAGACUUCUACGGCAAAGGCUAUGGAGGAUCUUCGAUGAAGAAGAUGAGAAUGUCUUCUAGUUCUAGUGCGAUGAAAGCGGCUCCUCCAAUGAAAAUUCCUAUGAAGAUGGCUAGUAUGAAGAUGGCGAGCAGCAUGAAGAAAGCUACCCCUGCUCCGCAGAAGGUGAGUAUGAAAAAAGCAGCAGCACCAGUGGUCAAGAAGCCAGCACGAGUAAAGAAGCCAGCAGCAAUGAAGAAAUCAGUCAUGAAAGCAGCUCCGAAACCAAUGAAGAGCGCAAUGAAAAUAGAAUCCAUGAAGAAAGCAGUCAUGAAAGCAGCUCCGAAACCAAUGAAGAGCGCAAUGAAGAUGGCGAUGAAGAUGGCUGUAGCUCCGAAACCGAUGAAUGCGUCCAUGAAGAAGAUGCUUGUCAAACCAGCUCCUCCAGCAAUGAAGUCCAUGAAGAAAGCCGCAUCAGCACCGAUGAAGAAGUCCUCUAUGAAAAAGCCAGUGAAGAAAGCCGCAUCAGCACCGAUGAAGAAGUCUAUGAAAAAGCCAGUGAAGAAGGUUGCAGCUCCGAUGAAGAAGUCUAUGAAAAAGGCACUUCCGCCAGACUACCUCAAAAGGCUGUUUGACAAGGCGGAUAGAGAUCAUGACGGACAUGUGGAUCUGAAAGAGUUUUUAGCCGUGGCGCAAGGCGGUUCAGAGAAGCGGCUAUUGACUGCGCAUACUAGUAAAGUGAAGUCACCGGCGAAAAUGGGGAAGAAGUAAGAUCGAAUUUGAUGAAGUUUUAGUUUAUAAGAUUUACGUAGUAGAGAUGGUAGAAGUGGUACCAGUAGUACCGCAGCAUUUUGAUUUUCGUCUUUUGCACAGAUGAUGAACCUGAAUUUCUUAUGGCACAAAGAGAACCAGUAUACGGUACUAUCUCAUCAAUAUCGCUGCGCCGCUGUCUGUGGCAAAUGCAAACAUCAAGAAUAACAUUUUGUAAAUCCAUCAACUAAAAACAUAAAUACGUUGCAAGUAGAUAUCCUCAUAAAUCCAUCAUAUCCUGUGGACUAGAGAUAGACUCCAAGAAAUCAAGAACAAGAAAAUGAGAAAUAUACUAGUUUGUAAAAGAACACAGACUUUUUAAAGGGUACUUCGUGCCUUGGAGGUCAUGUUUCCCGUAUACUUCUUAGAGUUUUUUGUUCAUCCAAAAUUUCUUUACAGCAUGGCAUAGAACAAGCUACUUGCAGAUUCGCAGUUUGUUAGAAGAGGUACAAUUUUCCAUUCACAAAAGUCAAAGAAAGCCAAAAUUCUUCAUUGUAGCUAUUCUUCUCUAUGUAAAGGCGAACUAACUACAAGAUCUUGUUAAACGACAUGCGUGAAAGUGGUGUGAACAUCAUUCAGCACGUUAAUUCAUUCAAGAUAAACACGCACAGUCUUAUUCUUGACAACUUCGGUUUCUACUCUUCAAUAAAUGAAAUUCAAUAUCUGCCUUCAAUCACGUGAGGUGAAUCAA
Molecule: messenger RNA, 7078 nt
Organism: Amoebophrya sp. A25
Lineage: Eukaryota; Dinophyceae; Syndiniales; Amoebophryaceae
Source: the annotation of a GenBank genome assembly